Messenger RNA from Aspergillus chevalieri, 1446 nucleotides. RefSeq names its product indoleamine 2,3-dioxygenase. Lineage: Eukaryota; Fungi; Ascomycota; Eurotiomycetes; Eurotiales; Aspergillaceae. Gene Ontology annotation, cellular component: cytoplasm. The transcript is spliced from 2 exons. The record is from RefSeq and is a predicted model, not a curated record. Gene Ontology annotation, biological process: 'de novo' NAD+ biosynthetic process from L-tryptophan. Gene Ontology annotation, molecular function: indoleamine 2,3-dioxygenase activity; heme binding; metal ion binding. Bases 1 to 1446 code for a protein of 481 amino acids.
AUGCUCGCCCCCGUGCCGGAGCUGGCGGACUAUGGCAUCUCGCCCGAUCAUGGCUUCCUUCCUUCCGAGUUGCCUCUCACAACUUUACCAGAUCCAUACUAUGCCAGAUGGGAGGCAAUUGCAUCGAAUCUACAGGGUUUGCUGUUGAGUAAGAGGAUCAGAGAGACCGUGGACCGUUUACCAACAUUGUCGACCUCGUACCUUCAGUCUGAGAGCGAGUGGCGACGGGCUUAUGUGGUGCUGGUGUUUAUCCUGCAUGCCUAUGUUUGGGGAGGACAUAAGCCACAAGAGAGAAUCCCUCCCCAACUGACCAUACCCCUGUUGGAAAUCUGCGACCAUCUGGAACUCCCUCCGGUAGCCACCUAUGCUGGCGUGUGUCUUUGGAAUUACAAACCCGUCUUCCCAGAUGAACCCGCCGGACACCUCAACAACCUGGCCUCAGUUAACACCUUUACCGGAUCGCUGGACGAACAAUGGUUUUACUUGGUUUCCGUGGCCAUCGAGUCUCGUGGAGGACCAACACUUCCACUGAUGUUGCGGGCCAUUUCAGCCGCACGUAAGGGUCAAAGUGGUGUCGUGACGGAGUGUCUGCAUGAGCUGGCAGAGCGGCUGGAUGAUAUCGGUGCCUUGCUUGAGCGGAUGUACGAGAACUGUGACCCCUACGUCUUCUAUAACCGGAUCCGUCCCUAUCUCGCUGGCAGCAAGAACAUGGCAGAGGCUGGCCUCCCCAAUGGUCUGCUGUACGAUGACGGCAGUGAUCCGAAGUAUGGUCAGUACGGCGGAGGUAGCAACGCGCAGAGCUCGUUGAUCCAAUUCUUCGACAUUGUCCUCGGGGUGGAGCAUCGACCCACGGGCGAGAAACCCCAGGCCCCCGCGUCUGAUAAAGAAGGAGUUGCCGGCAGACCGCGACAUGGCUUCAUCCAGGAGAUGCGCUCGUACAUGCCCGGGCCUCACCGGCGAUUCCUGGAGCACGUCAACGCUGUCGCCAACAUCCGUGAAUUUGUCGAGGCACGCAGAUCAGACAAGGCUUUGUGCAUUGCCUACGACGCUUGUCUGUACAUGCUCCGAACCAUGCGCGACAAGCACAUCCAGAUCGUCUCGCGAUACAUCAUCAUCCAAUCCAAGGGCGCACGGGAGCAAACACAGCCGGCAGCCCGAGGCAGUGCGAAGCCCCAAAACCUUGCCUCGAGUCGACCCGUCGAUAAGAAGAAGCUUCGAGGAACCGGUGGAACGGCACUAAUCCCGUUCUUGAAACAAGCGCGGGAUGAGACGGGUGAACCGGCGAUUGACGCAUGGGCACGACGGUUGCUGGGAGACGCACCUGUGCCGUCGGGCUUUGCGGCGUUGAGUAAGAUUGGGGAGAAUUCGGAUGGACAUAUCGAGGUGGUGGGAUUAUCAGGGACGUGGGCAGCUGAUGAGAGUGAGGGUGGGAUUUGCCAUUGGUGA